GUGGACUCAGCCGUUAAGGCCGUGUAUAACGCGAUGAUUGGACAAACAUUUGCCGUCCUAGGAAUGGCAAUUGCCAAGCUGUCCCUAGGGAUAUUUUUGCUUCGUAUUGUUGUCAAGCGGUGGCAUCGCAUUUCAAUACGGAUCUCGAUGAUCAGCUUGUUCAUUCUCUCAGUGAUGACCGCCAUCAUCUUCUGGUUACAGCGUCUUCCGUCUCAAUCUGUAUAUGACCCUCGCGUCCCAGGGCGUACUGUUACCCAUGUCACCCCUUUCUCCGUCUUGCUUGGAUGUUGGUGUGCUGUUGUGGACUUCUACUUUGCUCUUCUUCCGUGGAUCUUCAUUUGGAAUCUUAACGUGAGAUACAAGGAAAAGAAUGUGUGUCACUAA
This is a messenger RNA of Penicillium concentricum, 384 nucleotides long. RefSeq lists its product as uncharacterized. The record is from RefSeq and is a predicted model, not a curated record. The annotation marks the transcript as partial. The transcript has 2 exons. NCBI's taxonomy places the organism in Eukaryota, Fungi, Ascomycota, Eurotiomycetes, Eurotiales, Aspergillaceae.